Molecule: messenger RNA, 1542 nt
Organism: Mya arenaria
Lineage: Eukaryota; Metazoa; Mollusca; Bivalvia; Myida; Myidae
Product: monocarboxylate transporter 12-B-like
Exons: 6
Coding region: 1-1542 (513 amino acids)
Biological process (GO): transmembrane transport; monocarboxylic acid transport
Molecular function (GO): monocarboxylic acid transmembrane transporter activity
Source: RefSeq, a predicted model, not a curated record
AUGACGUCACCGGCUCCUGACGGGGGAUGGGGAUGGGUUGUGUGCGCUGCGUCUUUCUGCAUGAGUGUCUUCACAGACGGAGUGGCUUAUUCGUUCGGCGUCAUCAAUGUAGAGCUUCUCGAGUACUUCGGUUCGUCAAGGGGUAGCACUGCUGUCAUCGCAUCACUAAGCACAAGCGUUACCUUUCUUAUAGGUCCAAUAGUGUCCAUGUUUGUCAACAAGUUUGGAUGCAGAUCGGUUGCCAUAUCCGGUGCUCUAAUAAUAUUCGGCAGUCAUAUUAUCAGUGUUUUCGCUCCUAGUUUGCAGUUCCUGUAUUUUUCGUUAGGAUUUCUUCCCGGUAUUGGCUACGGGCUUAUCUACCUUCCGUCUAUUGUUUGUGUAGCGUCAUACUUUGAUAAACGACGAGCCUUUGCUUCCGGAAUAGGGGUCAGUGGAACUGGAAUAGGAACCUUUGUAUUCAGUCCCGUUACUAGUCUACUUGUUCAAAACUACACCUGGCGAGGGGCGAUUUUAGUGCAUGCUGGACUGCUCCUCAACUGCGUCGCUUGUGGUCUUCUAUUUUUACCUUUGCAGAAUCAUGAAAGCGAUAACGUAAAGGAUUGUUUAGCAAUUGAUUCCGAGCAAGACAAUCCAGUCAAUAGUCGUGGACAUUUCGAAGAAAGCUCACCUAGUCGUGCCGCUUUUACCAAAUCUAAGUAUCCGACAUUAGUGCCGUUCUGUGACCAUACCUCGAAUAAUUCCAUUGAUACAAAUGUCCCUCGACCAGAAAUCCAAGGCCUUUUAGCAUAUAUUGACAACAACGACACUUCCACAAAUGACAACAUUUGUACAAGCAAACAGACCAGUUCCUAUCUGUCAAUAAAUGACAAGGGGCAAUCCACGUGUCCAUGUGCUUAUCCAAUCGAAAGAUGUAUUGCUAGUAUCAAGGAACAAUUUGACAUUACUAUAUUCAAGGUUGCGCCAUUUAACCUGUUUAUGUUAUCGUCGUUUCUGUACAGUCUCGGGUAUUAUGUUCCAUACAUAUACCUUCCAGACACUGCAAUUGAAUUUGGUAUUAACGAGCUGGAAGCUGCCUGGCUUCUCUCCAUAGUUGGUAUAACCAACACCGUUGCACGCGUCCUGUUUGGCUUCCUAUCAGACCGGAAGUGGGUCAAUCGGCUCUUCCUUUACAACACGGCUCUAGUUAUCUGCGGCGUUUCCACUACGGCCGCACCUUUUCUGACGUCAUUUUGGUCUCUUGUCGUGUACUCAACCUUAUUUGGAGUGUUUAGUGGCGUUACUGUGUCGCUUACCUCUGUAUUGCUGGCAGACAUUGUCGGCAUAGAGAAGCUGUCUUGCGCUUUCGGAAUGACCAGCUUUAUCUCGGGAAUAGCUGUCCUCGCCGGUCCACCAAUAGCUGGUUGGCUGUUCGACAUCUCAGGAAGUUACUUGAUUCCUUACGUUGGAGCAGGCGUUACUAUAGCAGCAAGUGGUGCCAUUUUAUUUCUCAUUCCUUUGAUUGAUAACAAUCUAUGCCACAUCACUAAUAAACAAACAGUGUAA